Molecule: messenger RNA, 468 nt
Organism: Cyprinodon variegatus (sheepshead minnow)
Lineage: Eukaryota; Metazoa; Chordata; Actinopteri; Cyprinodontiformes; Cyprinodontidae
Product: ribonuclease inhibitor-like
Exons: 3
Coding region: 1-468 (155 amino acids)
Source: RefSeq, a predicted model, not a curated record
AUGAUAUUCUUUAACCUUUCAGAGCUUUUUGGCUCAUAUCUGGGAUCAGGAAGUCUCUCUACAGAAAAACUGUCUCCUGCUCAGUGGUCAGCUCUGGCCUUCAUCUUAGUGACAUCAGGAGAAGAUCUGGAUGUGUUUGACCUGAAGAAAUACUCUGCUUCAGAGGAGGCUCUUCUCAGGCUGCUGCCUGUGGUCAAAGCUUCAAACAAAGCUCUACUGAAUGACUGUAACCUCUCAAAGAGAAGCUGUGAAGCUCUGGCCUCAGUUCUCAGCUCCCAGUCCUCUAAUCUGAGAGAGAUGGAUCUGAGUAACAACAAGCUGCAGGGUUCUGGAUUGAAGCUGCUGUUUUCUGGACUGAAGAGUCCAAACUGCAAACUGGAAACUCUCAGGUCUGAACAUCUGUCCAGGUUACAUUUGAGCCCUUAUUUUAUAUUGUUGAAUGUUUAUGUGAUAUACUCAGAAUACUGA